CCACUGCACAAACUGCCGCAAAAUUCAACCUACGAAAGCACAAAUAGAAACGCACUUCUUUCUGUUUCUCAGUUUCUCUCUUUACCAAAGAGAGUCUUUUUCCCAUAGAACGGCACAAAGUUUCCAUUUUUGCGGAUAAUCUUUUGUUUUGUGUAUAAAUAUCUAGAAUUGUAUCUAUCUUCACCAUCUUUACACACAGAAGACCACGACGAGGACGGUGAUUCUGAGGAAGGGAGUGCAGGUUAAAUGGAGUCGCCCACGCGGGGUUCUGAGCUCAUCACCCUGAAUUCGAAGAAAAGGGUUUUUCCCGGUGGAAGCUCGUCGUCGGGGAUUAAAGAGGUGGAUGGUUUGGGAACGGCGCCGUCCGGUAAAAGAAUUGCUGCUUCCUCUGAGCGUGAAGAGGUUGCUGAUUUUUCUGAAAUAAUAGACAUCGAUGUAGAAGAAGACUGUCAAGAUAAUAAUGGUCAAGCUGACGUAAAAGGCAAAGGAAAGGAAAUCGCAUCCAAUAUUUCAGCAGACUUCAGUAACACAAAAAUCAAGAUCGAGAUCACCGAUUCAGAUGAAUCCGACUCUAAUAUGUUUUUUGGAGAGGAUGAUUGGAUAGACUCGUACUAUGACGACAUAACAUUUGAUGACCAUUCGGACGAGGCUUUGCAAUCACAGUUCGAUCACAUGGACUUACCGCCAGGUGUCGAAGUCUCCUUUCCCUGGCUGCAAUCCAGCUCUCCUCAAAACAGUACAAUUAAUACUUCAAAUAAUUCGAGUCUGAAAAUUGACUCGAACGUGCCAAGUCUUAUUCUUGAUCUGAGCACGACUAGCUCGAAUCCGAAAAAGGUUAGCAAGGUGGGCAGCAAAUGUAAAACAGGUAACCCACCCGAGAAUGAUGAUCUGCGUCACUUAGGAAAGAAGAAAAAAACGAGGGCAUCGUCGUCAAAAUCGAGUUCUACCUUGCUCGGUCUUUCUUCGAGUACGAGUACUAAAGGGAUUGUUACUAAGGGAUUUUUUAAGUUCGGAAGUUCUCGUGCGCCCAGGUUAAAGGAUUUUGUGAAUGAUCAGAUUGUAGAGACACCUGCUGAUGUCUGUAAGGAUUUGGAUGAGAUUAAGAGGAACUUUGAAGCGUUUAAGAAAUUUGAUACCGUAGAGGAUUAUUCGGAUCACCACUUUGCCAAUAUUUCGAAUCAGGUGAAUCCACCGAAGAACUGGGCCAAGAAAAUACAGCAAGAGUGGAAGAUUCUAGAGAAAGAUUUGCCUGAUACAAUAUUUGUGAGGGUCUACGAGUCGAGAAUGGAUCUAUUGAGAGCCGUGAUUGUGGGGGCUGAGGGCACACCGUAUCACGAUGGCCUCUUUUUCUUCGAUGUUUGCUUCCCCCGCAAUUAUCCCAAUAGCCCGCCCAAAGUCCAUUACCAUUCGGGUGGCCUUCGGCUAAAUCCCAACUUAUACUGUUGCGGUAAAGUGUGCCUGAGCCUCCUCAACACUUGGGGUGGAGGCAAAGAAGAAAAGUGGCUGCCAGCUGUCUCGACCAUGCUGCAAGUCUUGGUAUCAAUCCAGGGGCUUAUCCUGAAUGCCAAACCUUACUUCAACGAGCCUGGAUAUGCAAAAAUGAGUGGCACCAAGUCUGGAGAUGCAAGGGCUUUGGAAUAUAAUGAGACCACAUUCAUUUUUUCCCUGCGAACUAUGGUGUACACUAUGAACCGGCCUCCAAAGCACUUUGAAGCUUUGGUGUCGGGCCACUUUGUUAACCGCGCGCGUGACAUUAUGGUCUUGUGCAAGGCCUACUUGGGUGGGGCCCACGUGGGGUCCCUUGUCCCAGGUGGUGGUGGUGUCGAGGAAGUGAAUGAGGGCGAAAAGAGCUGCUGCUCCCGGACUUUCAAGACCAACUUAACCGGGUUCAUCAUUACUCUCAUUAAUGCAUUCACGAGAACCGGUGCUAAGGACUGUCACGAGUUUCUGCCCUUGGCCAAUAAUGGGCUUGGGCCAGCCGAGGCAAAGACGGUUGGCGGGCCAAGCGGGCCUCGGGAGGCCAAAAAAAGGGCCGGGCCCGUGGGGUCUCGAUCCUUGAAGGCUAAGCAAAAGAUAGGUCUUAAUGGUGAUUCUUGACUUUAGGUUUUGUGAAGUGGGAUUUUGACUAAUGACUGGUUAAGGGUUUUAUAGUUGUUUUUUCUGGGUGAUGUUUUUAACUUAAGUGUUAAGAUAGAUGCCCUUUGUUUUGUUUUCAACUAAAGAAUUUUAAAUGUGUAUGGGAUGUUGGGAUGAUUAGACCUUUGUUUAAUUCUCUGUUUUCCUAUGUACCUAUUAAUAAUUACAAAUUAUGAAAAAUGCUUAGCCUAAGCUCUAUGACAUGAGACAAGUUUGACUCUUUG
Molecule: messenger RNA, 2360 nt
Organism: Striga asiatica
Lineage: Eukaryota; Viridiplantae; Streptophyta; Magnoliopsida; Lamiales; Orobanchaceae
Source: the annotation of a GenBank genome assembly